This is a messenger RNA of Aquila chrysaetos chrysaetos, 2067 nucleotides long. It is a transcript of the gene MRM2, whose product is annotated as mitochondrial rRNA methyltransferase 2. The coding region runs from base 40 to 930 and encodes 296 amino acids. Lineage: Eukaryota; Metazoa; Chordata; Aves; Accipitriformes; Accipitridae. Gene Ontology annotation, cellular component: mitochondrion. The record is from RefSeq and is a predicted model, not a curated record. Gene Ontology annotation, biological process: RNA methylation. The transcript is spliced from 5 exons. Gene Ontology annotation, molecular function: rRNA (uridine-2'-O-ribose)-methyltransferase activity.
UAGCCGUGAGGGGAGGCGGGGCGGGCUGAGGCGGCCGCCAUGGCCUGGCGGGGGACUGCAGCCGCCGCCGCGGGCAGGUGCGUGGAGGGGCCGCUGAGGAGAGCUCGGCUCGGCUCCGGCGGGUCCCGCCCUGACCCGGGAGUUGGUGGGGUGUCCCCGGGUUGCUGUCGGCAUUUGGUGAGCAAAUGUCUCCACACCACGGUGGGGUUUCUGAAGAAAACUGGAACUGAGCACCAGUGGUUGGAGCGGCACUUGAAGGAUCCCUUUGUCAAGGCAGCGAAGCGGCAGAAUUACCGUUGCCGAAGUGCCUUCAAAUUACUGGAAAUUGAUGACAAGCUUCAAAUUCUUCGUCCAGGGCUUUCUGUUCUUGACUGUGGAGCGGCGCCUGGUGCUUGGAGCCAGGUUGCUGUAGAGAGGGUCAACGCCUUAGGUACUGCUUAUAGCACACCAUCCAUCCAGAUGCACGCAGCAAACUGUCCGAGGACAAGAAGACCAGACAUAGCAGAUCCUGCUGUCCCCACUGGCUUCGUCCUUGGCGUUGACCUCCUGCGGAUUUCUCCUCUGGAAGGGGCAGUCUUCCUGUCGGAGGCUGACAUUGCAGACCCAAGGACGCUGAGGACAAUUCAGAGUCUGCUUCCUGCAGAGAAGGUGGAUGUUAUCUUGAGCGAUAUGGCACCUAAUGCAACAGGCAUUAAAGAACUGGAUCAUCAGAAAUUGAUCAAUCUAUGUUUAGGCCUUCUGAGUCUGUCCCGAAGUAUUUUAAAGCCGAAAGGAACGAUGCUCUGUAAAUUCUGGGAUGGACAUGAGUCCCGUCUUCUGCAAAACAGACUGAAGGAGCAGUUCCAAGACGUGAGGACUAUAAAGCCUCAGGCCAGCCGGAAGGACUCUGCUGAAUCUUAUUAUUUGGCAAGACUGUACAAAGGGAAAUGAAAGCUGAGAACUGCAGAUUAUCGAACAGGUGAUCAUUGAUUGGAAAUCUGAAUUUGGUGUGUGUUUAAAGAAAAAUCCCACCAUUAAGACCCUGGAAAAAUCUGCCACAAUUCUUAUGAAGUACAUCACGCUUUUCAAUACAAAAAUAAACCAGGGUGGUGUCCGACUGAGUUUAUCUGCUAAUUAUACAAGCAGAGACAUCCAAUCUAGCUUCUCACCUGUGGAGAUAACAGUUGGGAAUGGAGAGGAGUAAUAUGAAAGGCAACCUCUGGGGCUGGAGUGAUGGAAAUGAAAAUAAAACAGUGAUUGUAUGAGUUUUUAAUGUGUGCUUGAAAAUCAUCGCACUAUUAAUGUUGUCAUACGUGAGACUAACCAUAAAGGCGGUUGUCAGAAUGAGAGGGACAGCAAGGGGAGUUUGAGCCAAUUUAUUGCCUCUUCAUCUUUCUUAAAAGCUGGUGCAAUUUAUUAGCACGUGUAAGAAUAGGUAACGUUUUUGUGCGUGUCCGGAUCUGCAUCGUCACGUAUGUUCUGUAACGCAGCCCCUCAGGACGUACGACUGACUCUGGAAUAUUCAGCCUGAUGGCUCUGCUGCAUUUUCUAAAGACACAGGUUAUGUUUAGAAAUUGCUACUUCAUGGUACUCAUAAAUCUGGCAAAUGACAGUAGGGCAGGGUCAUCGCUACUGAGAAGAUAAUUUCCCCUGUGUUUUCAGUGAUGUUUUAUAUUUGACCAGUGAUGUUUGUUAGGUAAAAUGACAAGAUGUUCCUUGGAUCCCAGACAGGGAGAAUUACUGCUGGUAUUGCUAGAAUUCUGUUGCAAAAAUAAAUUUAGCCACUGCCUUAUCUGGAAGUGACAACUUUUACAUUAAAUAGCACUUUUAUCAGGCCGACUGUGGCAUGAGUUAUAAGAGGGGCUGGUGGCACUGUCUGUUUUUAAGGCUUCCGUAUCUUUCUCAUUAUAAACAUCUCAUUUGGGAUUCCUUACUGAUUUAUCAAACUUCAACUGCUUUGAAACUUCCCGAUCUGGAUCUCUGUACUGAACGGUGUGCCUGAAGGCGUGAGCACAACAGCCUGAACUGGGGAGCUGGGCGUUGCUUUGUGUAUGUUUGGAAAGGCAAAAAUAAAUAAAAAUACCCAGG